Molecule: messenger RNA, 5882 nt
Organism: Toxotes jaculatrix (banded archerfish)
Lineage: Eukaryota; Metazoa; Chordata; Actinopteri; Toxotidae
Gene: mamdc4
Product: MAM domain containing 4
Exons: 29
Coding region: 1294-4935 (1213 amino acids)
Cellular component (GO): membrane
Molecular function (GO): protein binding
Source: RefSeq, a predicted model, not a curated record
AGCUGCCGAGGUUUACACUGCUGAUUAAUGUCAUGGCCUUAAUUGAAUGAUAAAAGCUCUCAAUGAUAAAAGCAAAUGGACUUGAUGAUCUUCUAAGAUUACCAGUGUGCUAUGGUACAGUAAACCACUAAUACUGUCUGUGAUUUCAGAGAUAUGGACAUGCUGUCAACUACGUACAUCUAGAGAUUGAACCUACAUCAGCUGAUUGUUUUUGGACACUUGGGGGCAUCAUGAGCCGUAAACACAACACUGAUACUUUUUCACCCCUCAGAGUUGUUGGCAAAAGUUUUAGCAGACCAUUGCUCUAUUAUUAGCAAUAAUUUGGAGUCAUACCUCUGGCUUACUGAUAAAUAUAGGUCCAAAAUCCACUCCUUUUAAGUUUGGUUUGAGCUCCACUGACUCCUGUGGGAAAUAUGUAUCUUCAACUGCUAAAAGCUUCUCUAUGUUCACUAGAUAGUCUCUAACUUUGUCUUUUGCUGCUGGACAGGCAAUGUAGAGUAGGUUUAUCUAUCUAAGGCGCAGGGAGGAACUGUUAGCCUAGCUCCAUCAAAAGUGAAAAAUAUGUCCUCUAACAGCCGCAUCACUGUUUUACUUACAUGCUGUCCAUUUUUUGCUGGAAAGCAGCUGGUAGAUAUAUCCAUAAAUCAGUUGAGCUGCAUUCACUGUAAAGUAAUAGAGCUCAGCUAUGACAAUUCUGGAUGACUAUGUACAAUGUUAGGUUAAAAACUGACCAUUGUAAAAACACAGGUACUCUCUCCUGGUUGAUAUCUAUCUAUUUUAGUUGGUAAAUAGCAAAAAAAGAAUUCUGUUCAUCUGAAGGCUUGGAACAGGGGUAAUUGGGUUAGAAUAAUGUGUAAAAGUUCCUAAGUCAGACUAAUAUUUUCCCAUUAUACCAAAGUAGCACGAAUGCAGCAUGACAUCUAAAACCUCCUGGCUAAACUCAUUUCCCUUAAGCAAGGAACACCACCUCCUGCUAUUCUUGUGAAGCUAAAAGUCACUGAUCUCACAGAAUGAAAUGUAACUUGUAAUGUGAUUUUUGUAUAGACUGUAUCACAGUUUGCACCUGAAUUUCUCUGCCAACUGUGUUUAUUUCAGAUAUUGUGCAACAUACGGAUGUGUACAGUGGAACAAUGUCUUUGGAGGAAAUUACUUUAUGAUGGUUUGUUGCAGUUGCAUCCUGGGUAAUUUUAAAGUCCAGCUCUUAUCUCUCUGAAACGGAGAAGAGGUCAGAGUCAACUGGUGAAGACUCUGCAGGUUGUGUUCAAACACUCAGGCUGAUCUGGUGGAAGAAAGAUGUUAAACCGGAGGAGCUCAGCUCUCACCGUGCUGCUGAUUCUGCACUGGGCUGCUGCUUCUCAGGCUCAUGCAUGUCAGGCUCCUGAGAGGAAAUGUGACUUUGUGUGUGACUGUACCGACUGCAGCGACGAGCAAGACUGUGGCUACAGAGGAAAAGGGUUUGAGUGUGACUUUGAGGAUGCAGGAAAGUGUGGAUGGACUGACCAGUCCUUCAGUGCAGUGUACAGCUGGGAGAGACAUCAGAGAGGAGACACUCUGCUGGACAGUGGGCCGUCCUCUGACUACACCACCGGGACGGCUACAGGUUGGUUUAUGGGAGUGAGUGCAGUGAAGGCAGAGUCACCCCAUACCGCAGUUUUAACCUCUCCAGAGAUGAGACAGUCUUCACCAACCUGUCGCCUUCGUCUCAGAUAUUUCCUGUGGGACUCAGGUAACACAGGUCUGGGCUCCACCCCCCUGUGGGCGUCCGUCCUUCACAAGGCUUCUCCAGAAGCCAUUGUGUGGCGUCCUGAGUCCACUAGUGUACGUGGUUGGAGGGAGGCUACCAUCUUUCUGGGCCGUAUUCCUAACGCCUUCCAAAUCCGUCUUUACUCACAGCGCUCUGAGGGGCAAAAAGGAGAUGUGGCCGUUGAUCAGCUGGAGUUUAUGGACUGUGCUUUGCCCUUACCACUCCCUGGUACAGAGUGUCCAGCAGGGAUGGUGAAAUGUAGGAGUGAGGGCUGUGUGGAGCAGCGGCAGGUCUGUGACGGCAGCGAUGACUGUGGGGACGGGACUGACGAGGAGAGCUGUGAAGGGUACCGGCUCUGUGACUUUGAGGAGGACCUGUGUGAUUGGGACCUGAGGUCACUGUCCAAGCUGAAAUGGGUGAGGACAAAUCAGGAGAACAUCACCCUCACAGAUCCUCUGAGAGGACCAGGCAGGGAUCACUCCAACAACAGUGCAUCAGGUCACUUCCUGUAUGUCACUGUCCCUGAUGGUGGUCUCUCAAAUGACUGGGCUGCUUUCCAAAGUCCUCUCCUUGAACCCACCAAUAGUUCACACCCUUGCAAGAUGGUGAUGUACACUCACCAGUUUGGGCCGAGGUCCGGCGGUCUGACGGUGCUGGUCACUGAUCGUAACAUCUACCCGGUGUGGGAGAGGGGCGGAGCCCUAGGUGAUGUUUGGGUGAAGGCAGAGGUGGAGAUUGUCACCAACUCCACUUUCCAGAUUCUAAUAAUGGCAGCAAUCAGAGACUUUACAUACGGAGGCAUCGCUGUCGACAGCAUUGUUUUGUCUCCUGAAUGCCGCUUAUCAUCUGCAAAUUAUUCCCUCGCAAAAUUCCCUAAACCUCCUAAACACCCGUGUACUGAGCCAGACAAGAUGUGUGAUUUUCACCCUGACUGUACAGGAGCAGCGGAUGAAGCCAAAUGUGGGGAUUUCUCUUACACUGAGGGCAGCUCAGGCUGGACUGAUACCAGCAUUGGGAGUCAAGGUUGGAUGCUAUAUAAAAAUGUAACAUCCAAAGAGGAGUACCUGUAUGUAGGCGAGGCCCCAGGCCAGCAGCUGACUGAAGCCCAGACACGGACCCCCCUCCUGGGCCCCUCUGGCCCUGCCUGCUCCCUCAGCUUUGAUUUUGCUCUCACUGGGAAUCCAGAUCACAUUGGCGAGUUGUCCGUCAGGGUGAUUGACAGCUUGCUGGGCAUUCAGCCUAAACUGUGGGAGUUCAGUGGGAAGACAGGAACAGGAGAGGGGGCGUGGAAACAUGCUAGCAUACCUAUAGGAGUCAGGAAACACCGCUUCCAGUUGGAGUUUGAAGCUCGUGCUGUGAAACUGUGUCCAUGCACCAAGAUUCAAGUAAAAAACGUUAGCUUUGUCAGCUGUCACGCUAACUAUUUUCCAUCUUCUCCGACAUCACUGUCAUGUAACUUUGAAGAUGGACUGUGUGGAUGGUAUCAGGACAACAGUGAUAACUUUGACUGGAUGGUGCUCAGUGGGAUGGACCACACCAUUGGGAUCGGCAGAAGCCUUGUUGUGGACAUGUGGAGUCCCUCUCUGCGCGGCUUGUUUGGACGCUUAGUUUCAUUUCCACAGUUACCAGGUCCCGCAGAUUACUGCCUGUCCUUCUUCUACAAACUCUAUGGGCCGAACGCAGGUGCUCUGAAUGUGAAGCUGUUGGAUAACAAAGGUUAUGAGAUCACCCUCUGGACUCGCAGCGGAGCUCACGGCAACCUGUGGCACGAAGCCCACUGCCCAGUCCCACACCAGCUCACAAACUUUCAGCUGAUGUUUGAAGCGGUUCGCUCCGGCUUUGACGGACAGGUGGCCAUUGAUGAUGUGGCGUUUGUGGCCAGUCCGUGCUCCAUGCCAAGGAUGUGUUCCUUUGAAGGCCAUCGGUGCGGGUACAGCAGCUCUGGCACAGUUCACUGGCUCCACCGCAGCGGAUACACUGCCACGAUGACUGGACCCAAAACUGACCACACUCUGGAGACCGAACUGGGUUUCUACAUGAUGGCUAACACCGGAGCCAGCAUUCUGCCCUCUGGAAACCGCGCAGUACUCACCUCCCCUGUUCGUCAAGGAACCGCCAAGACUGAGUGUGUGCAUUUCUGGUACCACAUGGGAGGAGAGAAACCUGGUUCUCUGACAGUGUAUAUGAAGCCAGUGAAGGGAGAGAGGGUGAAGGUCUUCUCUGACAGUCUGAAUCAAGGAGAUGUCUGGCGCCAUGGCAACAGCAACAUCUCGAGUGCCCUUGUGGACUGGCAGUUGGAGUUUGAGGUGGUCGGAGCUGGAGGAAAAGACACUCACAUUGCAAUCGAUGACAUCUUCCUUUCAGCUCACCCAUGUGGAGAGAAAGGUUCUAGCUGCAGUCUGGAGAGAGGGAUGUGCAGCUGGAGCAACACUCAAAACAUUAAAGUGGACAAACUGGACUGGGAGCUGACGAGUCAGGAGGCGGAGAAGCACUUCUCCACCCCACCUGAGGACCACACUCUGGGCACAGAGAAAGGUCACUUCCUGUUCUUUCCAAGCAGCAAUCGGACGGCAGCCAAUCAAAACGCUCAGCUUCUGAGCCCUCACCUGCCCCCAACCAAGGGCACCUGCCUGAAAUUCUGGGCCUACAAACCCUACUCAUCGGACAGCCAGCUGAGGGUGUGGAGGCUGUCUGAAGGUCGUCUCCAUCAGCUGGUGGUGGUGAGUGAACUGGGAGGACCAUGGAAACGCUUUGACGUCAACAUCACGUCCACUGAGGAAUACCAGAUUGUGUUUGAAGGAAUCAAAGGCACGUCAGGUGUUGUGGCUCUGGAUGACAUUGAGUACACCAUUGGAGUCAACUGUGCAAAGAAAGUGACAGAUUCAAUGACAACUUCACCAAAACCAGACAACGCAGGAGGGAUCGCAGCGUCCGUCAUCGUGGUUCUGCUGCUGAUCGGCACUUUGGCGGCCCUGCUGUUUUACUACCUGCGAACCCGCCAGAGUGCCAGAGCUACAUCCGGUCCAUCGUCAUCAUCUUCCUCAACUGGUGCUGGUUUCAGUAAUGAAACAUAUGAGCCAGACCUCACACAGGACCACGUGAGGAUUCCACCAGCACAAAACCAUCCAAUGGCAGCUGGGUUCAAUAAUGUCUCUAUCUCUGGUGAUUUCAGAGAGAGGGAGGUGGCAUAAGGAAGGGGGAGUGGUGGUCCUGCCACCUAAAGGUGGCUUUGUGAAAUUAAGGCGAUAUCACAGCAGAAGAACUGCUUGUGUCGCCCUUACAUGACACACACACACACUCACACACACUCACUCACACACACAAAGCACAGCCCACAUAUUGAAACACUGAUGAAGGCGUAAUCAGUGCAGCUGCCUCAGAUCCGACGGAGCCCUCAGGGGUCGCAGCUCUCUGCCUGUGGACGGACAGAUGGAAGUCAGAGGGAGACUGUCAAACGUGUCAUGGAUGGAAAUUAGUUCAACUUCCUUUAAAAUCGAGACUGGGCAUAACUCAUAAUUGGCUGUAUGCAGAUUUAGGAUCUAUUUUGGAAAUGCAAGGAGGUUCUCAGAGUGUCAUGUCAAGCGCAACAUGACUGAAUCAUGUUUGUCUGGUUUAAGAAGAACUCAGCAGGUCGGGCAGUUUACUGAUUAUGGGAAGUAGGAUACUGCUCAGCCUGUGAAACCAGUUCAAUAAUGUUUUCUCUUUUUCUAAUUUGAGAAAAUGACUCAUGCAGUCACGUAUCUCAUCAACCAGGUCUGUCAGCUUGACAGCAUAAAGCCUGAACUGGGGACACAGAGUGUCACAAAGAUAUGUGAGUUUACCAGGCAGAGAGCAUCUAAGGAAAGAUACUAUUGUGUUGCAUUAUGGGAGUAGACCUUGUCCCGUAACUUUAUGGAAGGGGGAAAACUAAGCCACUGGUGUGUUCCUUUAAAGAGAAAGGAGAAAGAAAGGGAUAGCAAUAAACAGACAGGUUAAAGUUUGGGGAAAGUAUGAAAAAGAUCACAGAGGAAGGUGACUGGAUGUAAUGCUGCUGUCUGGAAAAAGACUGUAGGAUGGAUUUAUACUUUUGGAUGUGUUAGAGGGUCAACCCUGCUUUAAAACAAGACAUAAUUGAGUGCUAAUGAUAAACGAAUUAAAG